AUGCGUCUCCACCUUGUUAUCUCACGCCAUGGCCUGCCGGUCACGCGCAUUCUCUGGACGACGACUUCGUCUAACUCUGUGCUAGGCGAAUAUGGGACUCAUCGCCCAGCAUCGACUGCAGCUGUCGCAUCUUCUCGCACCCCAAACAUCGCCUUCUCUAAUGGCGGGUACACGGUCGCACAACUCCUCGAGGAUGUGAAUGAAGUUGUGCCUCUGGAGACUGAACCCAGUGUCUUUGAUGCAGAGUUCAGUGGCCAGUGGGGAUUGGAAGAUUAUGUUGUCGAAGUUGCUGGCUCGGAAUGUCUUCAUUUUAUGGAGGUUGACGGCUUGCUCCGAGAUGGAGACGAAGUUGUCAUCCGUGCCCUUCAAUUAGCAGACCUUCGGACCAGACGGCUGUGUGGUCGCCACCAGAUCACUGCUGAGGGCAAGCAUCUCAUUGACGGAGUGCCUUUCGGAUCACCGUUCUUGAAAAGAACUACAUCUACACGACCUGCGAUUACCAUACCCCCAAGGAAGAAACGGCGCACAGUUUUUUCUGGCUGGGAGAACGCUAGAGAGUAUGUGCCUGAGGAAGUCCAUGCCGAUGAGGAAGGUGAUGGAGAGUGGCUUCCACCUCCUAACACCGGGUUCGGGAAGGAGCUUUCCAUUAUGCCCGCCGAGCAUGAAGAGUCCCUGGGCACGGUUAUUCGCCAUCCUGUUGACCACACCGCGGAAUCUGAUAGUGAAGCGGAUAUGUCUGAAAUGCCUGGAAUUGAGGAGGAUGAGUUGGAGAGCGAACUCCAAGCGCUCAAAGAGGACUUUGAAGAAGCUUCUCAAUUUGUUGACAUCCGGAACCAGACUCAGAAUGCCAGUGGACAUACACUGCGUGCUGCGUCCAUAGUCAAGCGACCAACUUCCAAAGGAUCACUUGCAGCUGCAUCAUCUCUUUCCAGCAAGCGGUCUCGUGCAGAAGACUCAUCUCCCAGGGCCUCCAAGGCUGUGAGAUUCAAUAAGGGACAUGAUCAGGAGGAUGAGGAUAUGCCUGAUCUCCCACAACCUCCGCAGGCCCCACACGUUGAGGAAAGUGCUGCUGAAACUUCCGAUUCUGAUUCAUCCGAUUCAUCUGCGUCUUCUUCAGAUAGCGAUGCUGAUAAUGGUUCCGACGAUGAUGAUUCUUCGAGCGAGGUGGAGCCUGCGGCGGAGGCACCAUCUGAUUCUGAUUCUGAUUCCGAUUCAUCCUCAAGCUCCGAAGACUCGGAUUCAUCAGACUCAGAUUCCGAAGAGGAACCCCCGCGGCCUGUCGAAAAGGUCCAGCAACCAGUUUCUGUGGGCCCUCCUGGUGAAGGAUCCAUACGCACCAAGAAGAGUAACAACCGCAUCAAACUACGCCGCCGUCUAUCCAAGCUCAAGGAGCUAGGCGCUCUCCCCCAACAAGCAGGUUUCGAUGCAUUGCGGGAGUGGGAAGACAAGCACGGAGGCUGGCAUACUCCGGAACAAUAUCUUCACCCGGAGCCAUUCGUGAAACCCCAGCUGCCUGUGGAGCCCCAACCACCUGUGGAACCGGAGCAAGAAUCUGCCGAGUCUUCCAGCAAGAAGCAAAAGAGAGAAAAGAAAGAACAGGAGAAGAAAGAGUUUGAAGCCAGGCGCGAGAAACUGCUUCGCGAUCUUGCGUCGGGUCAUGGUGUUGAUGUGGGUGAGACAUCAGAGAAGGAAAAUGUCCCGCCUGUUGCAACUACCGUUGAAGAGACCCCUGUUUCAGAAGAAGUGCCCGGUGAGGAUCAGCUGGAGCAGGAACCUUCGAACCGACGUACCUUGGACAUAGCUAGCUCACGACGCAUGCUAUUUGGAUCUCUGGGAAUGCGAACCCCGAAGACCAAGGAAGAGGAAGAAGCAACACGGAGAAAGCUUGCUGCUAAAGCUAGUGCAUGCGGGCGCCGAAACAAAGUUUCUACGCGAGACGCCCAAGAGGAAACCGACCAGAUGCAGGAGGAUGAAGAUGCAUCCGACCUUGAUUGGCAAAACAAGCUUGUCAUCCGUGCUGUCGAGUGUCUCUAUCCCCAGGUUGAUAUGACCGCUCCUCCUUAUCCUUUUGUUCAACGUUGGGAUCAAGAAGCCAAUGCAUUGAUCCGUGAGCUCAAGGGCCCUAAUAAGAAGCGGAAGAGAAAGCAGCGUGUUCAGGUCUACGAAGAAUAUGAGGAGCAGGAGGAAUACGACGAAAAUGGGAAUUACUACGGCCAUGAUGACCAAUACCAAGGCGGAGAUGACCAAGCCAAUCACGAGGGUUAUUACGAAGGUGAAGCCGAUCCCCAUCAUGAAGGUCAUUGGGAAGGCGAAGCUGCUCCCUACUAUGAAGGUCAUUAUGCGGGCGAAGCUGAAGGAGAUCAGAUCAAUUAUGACGAUGCCCCUGAACCUGAACAAGCAUCCAACCCUACCUUCGAUGACCUACCUUCGGUUCCCGCCGACAUCGGUUCUAUUCCUGAUUUGACUGAAAGCGAGGCGAAGGUCGGCGCAAUCAUUGCAUUCCGGCAGCUAGACAUGUCCAAAGCUACGAACUGGCAGCCUCAAAUGUCUGAGUACCGAGUAGCUGAGGUGCGCUCUGUGAAAGACCAUGGAGUGAUUAAUGUACUGCUGGCCAAGCGAGACCGAAGGCCCCCAUCAGCAUCCGGCGAGGAUGAUGAGCCCCGUCAAUUCAGCAAGUUUGAAGUACCAGACCUAGCCAAUGACGAGGGAGAGGAUGACGGCUAUCGCGAGCUUGCCUUUGCGGAACUUAGCGACCCGAAGCUUCUCCAACCCGCAGCACAGUCGGGUGCCGAAUCUGAGGACCAGGACAAUACUCGAGAAGGUAGCAUUGUCUCUGUAGUUCACGAGUCCGUACCGAACGCCCAACCAGCCCUAUCUGAGGAAAUGUACCUUGACGACACAACCUUUGUCACCAUUGGAAAUGAAGUCAGCUAUCUUGAGACCCGUAGUGAAUCCCCGGGAGCGCCCGAUGAACCUAUCCAACAAACCCCUGGUAGAGGCCUUCCGCAGAUCCAAGUCCAGACUGGGUCUGAUGGGCGCAGUGUUACCCCUCCCAUCCCGUCGCCUUCUUUCAAUGGGUUUCACUCUGCUCGAUCCUGGCAGCAAACGACCCCUGGUGCUGAGCUCAGCCGCGAGCUUGAAGGCCAUACUCUGAUCGGAGGAGAAACGCCGUCUGCUUUAGUCAAUCGGGACGAGGAUCCUUCCGUGUUAUCAUACGCUUCUGCAAAUCAAUCCUUCGCGGAUGAACUUGAGGACCAAGAAAUGUCUGAUCAUCAAGAGCAUGAGCGCCAGGUUGUUGCUGGACCUCUCAUGCCGCCUGGCGAUUCGGGGGACAGCGGUCCUCAGUCCGGUUCACUUUUGUCCACCAUUGACCGUAGCGGUAAUGGUGGUGCAUCUAGUUCUCUGUUUGUGAAAAGAGAUACGGUGAGAGAAAAGCACAGUGCGACUCCCAACAGCUCUUCUGAAUCAUGGAGAGAUCUUUUGAACCGGUUAAGAAAUGGACCAUCGGAGCCAAGCGAGUCAGUCGUCACCAGCGAAGACAACAACAGUGAAGACAACGUCAGUGAAGACAACGUCAGUGAAGACAACGUCAGUGAAGACAACGUCAGUGAAGGCAAUCAGAGUCCCCAGCGGUUGGAAGACAGUCUGCAGCACUCCUACCUGGACCUCAAUUUCUCGCCGCUUGACUCCCCACGGGCAUCCAACUCGCGCUCUCCGCUCCCACCAAUGAGUGCCCAACAGGAUGCCCAGUCUCAAAAACAAAACUCAUUCCCUUCGCCAUUUGAGACGGAAUCCCCCGCCGCAUCUACUCGCUCUAAAUUCUCCCAGCGGGUGCAUGAAUUCAAACCCACCUCCCAAAUCCCCGCCUCCCAGGCAUCCGAAGUGAUUGACCUCACUUCCAGCCCGCGUGGAUCACCCGAACCCAGCAACUCUAAUACGAACCCAUCCGAGCGCUCCAAAUCUGCACGGUAUGGGAACUCACAACGUGAGAACACCCCUCGCUCGUCUGGACGUCCAUCCAGGGCUUCUACAGGAAAACUCCAACGUAUGGUGGAAGUGAGUAUUAGUCCUUCCAGCCAGAAGAAGAGGCGCUCGUCGCGAAAGUUCUGA
This is a messenger RNA of Penicillium concentricum, 4110 nucleotides long. RefSeq lists its product as uncharacterized. The transcript is spliced from 3 exons. The record is from RefSeq and is a predicted model, not a curated record. The coding region runs from base 1 to 4110 and encodes 1369 amino acids. Lineage: Eukaryota; Fungi; Ascomycota; Eurotiomycetes; Eurotiales; Aspergillaceae.